Ophidiomyces ophidiicola is the source of this 1353-nucleotide messenger RNA. RefSeq lists its product as uncharacterized. The transcript has a single exon. The record is from RefSeq and is a predicted model, not a curated record. Lineage: Eukaryota; Fungi; Ascomycota; Eurotiomycetes; Onygenales; Onygenaceae. The coding region runs from base 1 to 1353 and encodes 450 amino acids.
AUGAAUGCCUCGUCGCCUGCUCCCAGCAGGAACCCCCUCACUACCUACUUACGUCUCCUCCGUCAGCACAAGCUGUCUCUCCCCCAAGGCCAACUCGUGUGUGUUUCGGCUUCUCCCAAUAUCAGUACCGUCGCCGCCCUUCUGAGGCUGGCCUGUGCCGUUGGCCCCUAUAUCGCUGUUCUUCAGGUCCACGCCGACAUUAUAGACGAUUGGUCCGCCGAUGCCGUUCGAAAGCUGACGUCUGUUGCGAAAAAAUUCGGCUUUCUGAUCUGGGAAGGCGGCCGAAUUCUAAACUCAAAACGUCGACCAUUCAGCCAGGCCACGUUAUCAAGCCAUGAAGUGGCGAGAGACAUCGCUAUGGCCCGGAAACGCUACACUGGGGGAAUUGGCGUAGCUACCUGGGCUGGGCUGGUCAGUACAUGGGUAAUUGGGUCUGAGGAGGAGGGGAAGGGAAGCAGCCAGUUCAUACCUACUCUUCGACGCGCCGCGCGCGAGACCAUGUCGCGUAUGGCUAUGUCUGUCCGUACAGAAAUCAGUGGAGGCCAGUCACCCGUCGAGUUUGAAACAAAUGGCGAUGGUAGUCUUCCUGCAUACGUGGAUCACAAUGAACUCAAUUCAUUUGGAGAAAUGGAAACAAUCCAGCCACUUCGAAAAUCUUCAGUGAUUUCUCUUACACGGACAAUUACACAGCAUGAAGAGCCAUCUCAACCGGCGCCUUCAGAGCCAGAAUAUGACUCUGACUAUGACACGCUGAAUGAUCAAGUGGCGCCUUCACCCAACCUCCCUUCGCCUCCUCUUCUGUCGCGAGGAGUUGUUCUCUGCCUGCCUAAUGCCGAGAUGGAAACCACACGACAACAUAGAGACAUCGCAAUCGCCUCCGCUAAAGCGAAUGAUGACUUUGUCCUAGGCUUUGUAACCGAAGAUUCUUGGAUACAUACUCGAGAGAAUCAGGCUCUUGCAGAUGCUUUGCAGGUAUCAGCCCCUGAUGAACAAGGAAACGAAGUAGACGAAAGUAACCACUAUGAACAAAGUUCCGACGACCUGGAGACUUACGUCGUAUUCAGCCCAUUGGAAAACGAGCACGUCAGCCAUACUAUCAAUAUAACAGAUUCACAUAGGGUCGCCGAAAACCCCUUAUCGCCAACAUUUCCUGUAUCCCCUCGCCAACAUUCGUCUUUUGACAUAAAAGCUCAACAGAUUUCUGCCUUGCAUCAUCUCAUAGGCCGUGCUUUAUCAAUCACAUCUAAUCCUGCACUAUUCAGCACCUCUGUCCCGCUAAAUAGCCCGGCAUCAACUUCAAAAUGCGGAAACACAGAUAUAUUAUAUAUACCUGUUGUUACCAUGAACGUCUAA